AUGAUCGCGCUCACCCUGCUCACCAUAGCCUCCGCAGGCUCCCUCGUUCUCGCUGUCCCUACCAAAACCACUCGCUCCCCCGGCCCCAUCACCCUGCCUAUGGUCACCAGCGGCAACGCGACCGCUUCGUACUGGCACGAUCUCCUAUACAGCGACAACGAGACCGCCGACGGAUCCAUCACGCUCACCAAGCGAGCGGGGACGACCAGUCGAGUCACGUACAAGGCGGAUUCGGGAGCCUACUUUUACGCCGUGCCUAUCACCAUCGGAGCGGGUAAGACUGGGUCGGUGGAUACUGUCACCCAAAUUGAUACGGGGUCUUCUGAUCUUUGGUCGACCGACUACAAGGGAGCGACGGGUACGAAUCCCGGUGCUACUGGAGGUUUCCAGAUCACCUAUGGCUCGGGUGGAGGAGCCCAGGGUACUAGCUACACUGAUUCGAUCACGAUGGGCGGCCUGACUGCUACCGGCGAGCGAGUUGCCGCUGCUACUUCGGGCCAAGGCAACCGUGGAACGUCAGGUAUCAUGGGCAUGUCGUGGAUCGCCAAUAGCGUGCAGCAGUCGGUUCCAUUUGUCCAACAACUCUUCAACCAGGGCCAAAUCCCAGCUCAGCGUUUCGGAUCCGUCAUGUCUCUAGACGGCAAGGGGCCUGAGCUCUUCCUCGGCGGUGUCGACACCUCCCGGCUCUACAGUACCCUCACGGCCGCUACUCUCACCUACCAGGCAUACUGGACCAUCCCCUUUGACGGGAUCAAGGUGGGCGCCACGACUCUUGCGGGAGGCGACGCUAUCAUUGACACUGGCUCCGUGUUCAUCUCUGGACCUACCAACCUCGUCCAAAAGAUUUACGACAACAUCCCCGGAGCUAUGCUCGAGUCGAAGUAUCUCCAAGCACAGGGCAUGUCUCUCACGCAGGACCAGAUCAACCGUCUGAGCUCAUCUUGGGUCCUGCCGUGCGGCCCCAAACUGAACCAGAAGCUGGGUACACGCGUCUCCAACCCUUCCUUCAUCAUCUCCGGCCGCUCCUUCGUCGUGCCCUACGUCUCCCUAGUAGGCGUCCCCUACUUCCGCUAUGUUGUCAACGCCGAUCGGACCGCGUACAUGCCCCCCUUGAACGGUCAAUACUACUGCGAGAGUCUCCUCAUCGGAAACGGCGCAUUCGCCAAUACCGCCCAGGACUCGAACUGGAACUUUGGCGUUCCGUUCCAGUACCACCUGUAUGCGGACUACGACUAUAGUGGUGCGGGAGGUAAGGGGACCGUCAGCUUUGACUACAGUAUCUAG
Molecule: messenger RNA, 1284 nt
Organism: Dioszegia hungarica
Lineage: Eukaryota; Fungi; Basidiomycota; Tremellomycetes; Tremellales; Bulleribasidiaceae
Product: aspartic peptidase domain-containing protein
Exons: 9
Coding region: 1-1284 (427 amino acids)
Biological process (GO): proteolysis
Molecular function (GO): aspartic-type endopeptidase activity
Source: RefSeq, a predicted model, not a curated record